Molecule: messenger RNA, 1515 nt
Organism: Onychomys torridus (southern grasshopper mouse)
Lineage: Eukaryota; Metazoa; Chordata; Mammalia; Rodentia; Cricetidae
Gene: Ccdc14
Product: coiled-coil domain containing 14
Exons: 11
Coding region: 103-1515 (470 amino acids)
Biological process (GO): protein localization to centrosome
Cellular component (GO): centriolar satellite
Source: RefSeq, a predicted model, not a curated record
UACCCGCAGAGUGUGCCGAGCUGGAGAACGCGGAGUCAGUGGCGCUCGCCCAGGUCGCCAGCUUCGCUUCCCUACGUCCGCUCGGUUCUGAAGCUGAGAGAGAUGGUCAGGUCCGGAUCUCGACCGGGCCAGGUGAUAUCUUCAAGAAGGUACCCGGGAUCUAAGUUAACACAUGGAAAGAAAGGGACCCACCCAAGAAAAAUAGCACAUUCUAAUGCAGAUUCUGCCGGUCCUGUUUAUUCUGAUUCGGAAAGUCAGACGGAGACUGUGCAGGGACUUGAUGGCUGUGCCUCUUUGCUACGGGACAUUUUGAAGAAUGAAGAUCCAGGUGCAGAAAUAGUAUAUUCGGAAAAUAGAUGCAAUGCCAGACCUUUAGAAGGCAAAAACUUAAGAGCUAAAAAGAAAGGACCUGUAAAGCAUACUUCUUCAGUGGUCCGAAAAGAAAUAUUAUCUUCAGAAAACAAGAAAUGGCUAUCUACUGAAGCUUCUACUGGAAGUGAAAGAGACCCAUCAGAUACGGCACAGCAUUGGUCAUUACAAGACCAUUAUAGAAUGUACUCACCGAUAAUAUACCAAGCCCUCUGUGAGCAUGUGCAGACUCAAAUGUCACUGAUGAAUACCUUGGCUUCAAAAAAUGGCCCCAAUGGAAUGUCUACUGCAUGUCAUACAGUGUCUGGUUCAGAAUCUCAGGCAACACCACUUUCUGGUUACGGCUGUUGUACUUCCGCGUCAGCCUGGUCACCUCAGCAGCCGUCCUGCCCUCUAAUGGUUCACUCUGAAGUUCAGACUGAUGGUGAUAACCAUCUUGGAUCACAAGAUCAAACAGCCUCUGCGAACUGCCCUGAUGUUCCUAGGAAUUCACUUAGUGUUCAUCUUGGAACUCCGUGUGGCCUUCCCCACACUGACAGAGCAGCUGCUCCAGCGCCUCAGCAGCUGAAUCUCGCUAAUUGGAUUCUGCCACAACAAAGAGCGCCUAAGGAAGCAGACCUACUAAAGUGUUUCCAAACACAUAUGUCUCUGUUUCCAGCUCAUGGAAGAGACGCUGUCUCGGACAGUCAGGCACACCAAAGCCCCACUCAGUUACAGCCAGCUUUCUUGGCCACUAAUGAAGAAAAAUGCGCCAGAGAACAAAUUGGAGAGGCCACAAACGAAGGAAAGUAUUUAGGCAUACAUGUGCAAGAUGCAAAAAUAGCCAAGAAUGUGCAGCAGGCAGAAAAUGUGAGCCACACUGCUGAAAAAGUCAGAAUUGCCAAGUGCUUGCUGGGAGAGCUCAAGGCCCUGGUCGCAGAGCAAGAGGACUCGGAAGUUCAGCGAUUGGUAACAGAAGUAGAGGCAUGCAUAUCAGGACUCUCAGCAGUGAGUGGUCACACAAAUAUAGAGGUUGAAAUAGCUCUGGCCCUGCAGCCACUGAGAAGUGAGAACGCUCAGUUGCGAAGACAACUAAGAAUUUUGAAUCAGCGCCUCAGAGAAGAAGAGAAAACUCCAAAGGCACCUGGUAACCUUGAAUGUAGGUAA